Rana temporaria (common frog) is the source of this 2250-nucleotide messenger RNA. It is a transcript of the gene EOGT, whose product is annotated as EGF domain specific O-linked N-acetylglucosamine transferase. Gene Ontology annotation, molecular function: protein N-acetylglucosaminyltransferase activity. Bases 121 to 1665 code for a protein of 514 amino acids. The record is from RefSeq and is a predicted model, not a curated record. The transcript is spliced from 16 exons. Gene Ontology annotation, cellular component: endoplasmic reticulum lumen. NCBI's taxonomy places the organism in Eukaryota, Metazoa, Chordata, Amphibia, Anura, Ranidae.
CCCUCAGCCCCUCCCCUUGUUUCCGGCUUCCCUCCUUCGCUGACUCCCAGCCGGAGAUCUGGGUGAUGCGGCCGGGCAGAGACCGGGAGCCGGGCACAGGAGCAGGACGUGGACCUUGUCAUGUGGUAUCUAAUCUCUGGAUUGCUGCUCCAUGUAGUACGCCUUGCCGUCACAAAUGACUCCUCCAAUCCCCAGAAGAUGGAUCUUCCAGGUGAACACGUUGCAUACUUUCUGUACGGUAACCCAGAGGUGGCCGCCCUCUGCUCCCAGGAUCCUCACUGUCCCUUUAGAGAGCACCUGACCAAUGGGAGGUCUUGCUGGGGCUAUGAGGAGUCGUGCAGGAAGGAGCACAGGUUCAGCUAUCCCGUCUGUGACAAGGUUGACUUUUCUUGGGCAAAGAACUUGGAGGAGGCUCAAGAAGUGUUCUGGAGACAGGCAGACUUCGGAUAUGUGAAGGAAAGGAUCGAUGAAAUGCAAGUUUUGUGUCAUCCUCACGAGCCGGGCGACUCGCUACUGGCCUGUUCUGCCAACCUUCAAUACUGCAGAGCCACCAACCUCUACCUGGACUUGAGGACACCUAGAAGAGGCCCUGACAGAUUUAAGGAGGAUUUUAUCCAGGAUGGAGAGAUUGGAGGUCACUGUGAACUGGACUCCAAAAAGCUGCAGUCUCAAGGUCAGCGGAAGGGCCCCCUGCAGUCUUGGUUUGCAGAACUGCAGUCAUACAGCUCCUUAUCCUUCAGACCUAUAGAGGAUGGACACUGUAACGUCGUCAUUGAAAAACCAACUUAUAUCAUGAAGCUGGACGCAGGUGUAAAUAUGUAUCACCACUUUUGUGAUUUUGCUAAUCUUUACAUAACACAACAUGUGAACAACUCCUUUAGUACUGAUGUUCAGAUUGUCACGUGGGACACAAGUUUCUAUGGCUAUGGCGAUUUGUUUGGGGAGACGUGGAAAGCAUUUACUGACCAUGAAGUCAUCCAUUUGAAGGAAUACGAUUCCAAAACGGUUUGCUUUAAGGAUGCCGUGUUCUCUCUCCUCCCCAGAAUGAGAUAUGGGCUGUUUUACAACACGCCUCUGAUCUCUCAUUGCCAAGGCACCGGAUUGUUUCGAGCGUUUUCCCAACACGUGCUCCACCGGCUGACGAUCGCCCAGGAAACAUUAGAGGAGGAGAAAAUCCGAGUCACCAUUCUUAUCCGUAGCACGGAGUUCCGAAAAAUAUUAAACUUGGACAAGCUGGUUGGUGCCUUGAAGACGGUUCCUCUCUACAAAGUCAAUGUUGUGGAUUACAAGUUCAGAUCUCUGGGAUUUCUUGAACAACUAAAGAUCACACAUAAUUCCGAUAUAUUUAUUGGGAUGCAUGGGGCUGGGCUGACACAUUUGCUGUUUUUACCAGACUGGGCCGUUGUAUUUGAGCUGUAUAACUGUGAAGAUGAAAGGUGUUACUUGGACUUGGCAAGGCUUCGAGGAGUUCACUACAUCACGUGGGAGAAGGCCAGCAAGGUUUUUCCUCAGGAUAAGGGACACCACCCGACUUUGGGGGAGCAUCCGAAAUUCACAAACUACUCCUUCGACGUCGACGAAUUCACGAGGCUGGUAGGCUCGGCGGCGGCUUACGUGUCCCAUCAUCCGAAGUGGCCGUUUCGAAGACCGCGUGAUGAGCUUUGACCGUUGGGAUCCAACAUAGAACUUAUCCACAUUUUUACAUACAUUUAUUUUAUUCAGUGUAAUUUGUUUAUUUAUUAGUAUUGUGUUUUUUUUGUGUUUUUUUUUAUGUUGUUGAUCAAGAAUUUUUAAAUAGGCAGAAUUUUAUUUUUUUUACCCAUCAUGCAUUGCUUCCGCAACACACCUCACUCGCUAGCCCGGAACAUAAGCCAUCACUGACACGAAUUGCCUUCUAGGUGUCAUGUUGUACUCGGCUAAAAGGCUUUAUCGCAUGAGUGAAGUCUGAUAAGAGAGCUUAAAAUUAAAUACAGCGGCUCCGUUCAGUGUCAAAGGAAGCAAGGAUUCUAGAGAUCAGGACUGGCACACAAAAUGAAGAUUAAGUUAUUUAAAGGGAAAAGAUAAUAGUUUUGGGCCAAAACGUUAAGCAAAAAAAAAGUUGAACUCCAGACAGAUACAAAAGACACAAUUAUACAGCUCUGUAUUAACAAAUGUUUCAAUGCAUUUUUUUAAUGCAACUAGUGUAAGCGGCUGAAUAUGACUUGGUAAUGGCCUCUGACAGCCACCUAUACAGCAGAUCUCAGACUGAGA